Messenger RNA from Colius striatus (speckled mousebird), 3571 nucleotides. RefSeq names its product selenophosphate synthetase 1 (gene SEPHS1). The record is from RefSeq and is a predicted model, not a curated record. Gene Ontology annotation, molecular function: selenide, water dikinase activity; ATP binding. Bases 518 to 1696 code for a protein of 392 amino acids. Gene Ontology annotation, biological process: L-selenocysteine biosynthetic process. The transcript has 10 exons. Lineage: Eukaryota; Metazoa; Chordata; Aves; Coliiformes; Coliidae. Gene Ontology annotation, cellular component: cytoplasm.
GCCCAGCCGCCCCACGCAGGCUCUGCCGCCGCCGGGGCAAGGCGAGGGGGCUGCCGCCUGCGGGGGCUGCUGCCUGCGCGGCUCCUCUGCACGCAGCGACACGGGCUGCUCUUCCUCUCCCCCACACCCCAUCCGCCCUAUGCCGCUAUCUUCUCCUCCUCCUCUCCGACUGCACAAAGAGCAACAGCGAAGGCCCUGGUUUGCCUUUAAAGGCAACGGCUGGAAAUUUAAGGUGUCCUGGAGCCAUGUCUCUUUGCAGUGCUCCCCGCCACACUCCGUGGAUAAAUGGCUGUUGCAGCUCGUCACCUUGUAGGUCUUGGGCGGUUGGGUUGCCGUUAAUUGCUCUUGGGUUUGUUUUGGGAUCAGGGCCCAGGUUGCCUUUUGGAAAUUGGCCCCAGUGCUCUGGGAACUAUUAUUUCUUUCAUUACCCCCGUGUUAAAUGAGGUUGACUGAUUGGCGGAGGAGCUGAUCCCGUUGCUCUGGGGUGGGAAAGGCCAGCAGUCUGUGGGAGAGAACCAUGUCUGUUCGGGAGUCAUUUAACCCAGAAAGUUACGAACUGGACAAGAGCUUCCGUCUGACCCGAUUCACUGAACUGAAAGGCACAGGCUGCAAAGUGCCUCAAGAUGUCUUACAGAAACUGCUCGAGUCUCUACAAGAAAACCAUUUUCAGGAAGAUGAACAGUUCCUGGGGGCAGUUAUGCCCCGGCUGGGAAUUGGGAUGGACACUUGCGUUAUUCCAUUAAGACAUGGAGGUUUGUCGUUGGUCCAGACGACAGAUUAUAUUUAUCCUAUUGUGGAUGAUCCUUAUAUGAUGGGACGGAUAGCAUGUGCCAAUGUCCUAAGUGACCUUUAUGCCAUGGGGGUCACAGAAUGCGACAACAUGUUGAUGCUCCUUGGAAUCAGCAAUAAAAUGACAGAUAGGGAAAGAGACAAAGUGAUGCCUCUAAUUAUCCAGGGUUUCAAAGAUGCAGCAGAAGAGGCAGGAACAUCUGUUACUGGUGGCCAAACAGUGUUAAAUCCCUGGAUUGUUUUAGGAGGAGUGGCCACGACAGUCUGUCAGCCUAAUGAAUUUAUAAUGCCAGACAAUGCAGUGCCAGGAGAUGUGCUUGUAUUAACUAAACCCUUGGGAACACAAGUGGCUGUAGCUGUUCACCAGUGGCUAGAUAUUCCAGAAAAGUGGAACAAAAUCAAACUAGUGGUAACACAGGAAGAUGUAGAACUAGCAUACCAGGAAGCAAUGAUGAAUAUGGCACGACUGAACAGAACAGCUGCUGGACUCAUGCACACUUUCAAUGCACAUGCAGCUACAGACAUCACAGGAUUUGGAAUCCUGGGCCAUGCACAAAACCUUGCCAAGCAGCAGCGAAAUGAGGUGUCCUUUGUUAUUCACAACCUUCCUGUCCUUGCUAAGAUGGCUGCUGUCAGUAAGGCUUGUGGCAAUAUGUUUGGCCUCAUGCACGGGACUUGUCCGGAGACUUCAGGAGGCCUCCUCAUCUGUUUACCACGAGAACAGGCAGCACGUUUCUGUGCCGAGAUCAAGUCUCCAAAAUACGGCGAGGGCCACCAAGCGUGGAUUAUCGGCAUCGUGGAGAAGGGCAACCGCACGGCCAGGAUCAUCGACAAGCCCCGGAUCAUUGAAGUCGCGCCACAAGUGGCCACUCAGAACGUGAACCCGACGCCUGGUGCCACCUCUUAAUAGAGAUGAAAUAGCUGCUUGUUUUUAAAUAGAUCUAUUCCUUUAUCAUCCUACAACUUAAAGAACUGUAAAAAAAAGAAAACUUGUGUCUGCACAUCUGGUGGCCUUAGGUCAGUUUAUGAGUGGAUACAAUUAAUAAAAUAAAAUCCAUUGCCUUUUUUUCCUGUUACAUUAACUGAAGAUGCACCUAAUCUUGAGGCAGCUUCUGAGUUGAGAAUUAUAUUGUUAUCCAAUACUGUUGAUUCAUUUUGAAUCUUUAGACACUUAUCUCUUGCCGCAUAGGCUCUUUUUAAAGGUGCUUUCACGUAGCACAGACAUUACCAGUAGUAGUGUCGAAUAGCAGUUUGUGUCCUUUCAUUAUAUGUAUAUUUAUCAUAAGUCUCAUUUCGAUGCCUUGAGUGAUAUUCCGGGAAGGCAAUAAAUCGGUAAGCGACACAGUGGCUAUACCCAGUAGUAAGAGGGUUGCAUGAUUACAUUCAAUCUUUUGGUUUUAUUUUUGGGGUUUUUUUUUUGUGUUUUAUUUUGUUUUCAAGGUUUAGUCUUACCAAGAGCAUCUCCGACCCUGGCCAUUGCUUGGUAGAGCACUCUGUUUAAACAAGCGAGCGCUGACUCUGCAUGGAAAGCGCUUUGGAGUCCAAGGAGUCGGAUUUGAUUUCAUUCUUUGUAGACCUGAUGAAUAUUUACUGUAUUAUCAAUGAUCAUUUUCUUUAUUGAUAGGAAAGGAAAAAGAAUCCUUCUCUUUGUUUUUUUUCCUCUUGCAAUGUGAUUGGAUGUGCUAUAGUGCAACAAAGGUUUCGCAGACCAAAAGGAGGUUCCUGUAUAAUAGUCAUUUACGAGUCACUAUAUAAAUAACUACACAGAUAAUUUUUAAAUAUAAUCAAACUAAAAUAAACCUCUGUUCUGUGGAUGGUAGUGUUUAAUACAUUUUCUAUUUUGUAUAGUGAUUACAAGCCUUUUUGUUUUGUUUCUUUAAAAUCAGCAGCUGUUUAGUCUAAUUCUUAGUAUUAUUUUGUUCUUUGCUCCCAUACCUUUUUCUGCACGCUUUUGUGAUCUGUGUUUAAAAAUCUACAUUGCCAACAUUGCAGCUUGAACUUAAGCUUGUUAUUCAAAAUAAAUAUUUAAUUUUUUUUAUUGCUCUUGUAUAAGUGCAUGAACUUUGUUGAUUCCAAGCUGAAUUGCACACUGGAAAGAGGAGAAAUCCUCCGUUAUUUUUUUCCCUUUUGUUUUGAUGGUAGUUAUUACUCUUUUGCUUGGUUCUGCAAGCUGUGAUGUCCAGUGGUAAUCUAGAGUAUCUCCUCCUGCGUGCCAAAGUUUGGGGCAAGAAGGUUAUCUCCAAGUGUAUUAUCCACUUUAUUUUGUUUAUUUUACUUAUCAGCACAAAGUAUGCUAUGGCUUGGGAUUGUUUCCUCUGGGAGCCGUGCCGGUGCUGGCACAAGGGAUGCUGCACCCUGACUGCCAUCUCCGCUCUGCCCAGACACACCACGAGCUCCUGGUGCUGCUCAGGACUGAGUGUGCUUCGCUGGAACAACUCUCCUUAGGCUUUUCUCAGAUUGUGAAUUCACUCCUUGACGUUCAGACCAGGAAGAAGAAAACCUUGGAUAAUCAUUACAGCUGCCAGCACAAAUCACAAGGGCUUCUACGAGAGAGGAACCCGUCUUGUGCAUCAGACAAGGUUGAAGUUUCCAGUCUUGCUCCUAGUGACAACGGACAACGCUUGGCUCUUUUUUUUUGCCACUCGAAAGUGUUCUCAACAGCCACCGUUUGCAAAGCUAGGGAUUUUUCUUUUCCUCCCUUGUAGCUUAAACUGCGCCGAACCUCACGCUGCUUUUCCUGGAGAAGUCUGCAAGGUGCAUGUUCUCCAUGCAACCUCAAAGC